AUGGAUCUACCAGAGGGAAGUUAUCACGCGCAUGAAGGCGAUGCGCACCCACCACCUCUCGAUUCUCGUGGCUACCAGGAAGCCAUUCGAGCGCACUUGACUGAAUUUGAAGCGAGUACACAAGCGCAUACGCAUGCGCAUGUCAAUGGUCUCAAUGAUAUGCUUGCCUCGACACAUCUUCCUGCAACGACUGCGCCAUCCACCACAAAAAAGAAGAAGAAGGGAAAGCUUGAAAAAGAUAGAAUCUGGAAUACAACCACGAAUGAAGAGCGUGAGCGUAUCAAGGACUUCUGGCUCAACCUCGGUGAAGAGGAGCGCAAGUCGCUUGUUAGGGUCGAGAAGGAGGCUGUCUUGAAGAAGAUGAAGGAACAGCAGAAACACAGCUGUUCUUGCUCUGUCUGUGGCAGAAAACGGACGGCUAUUGAGGAGGAGCUUGAAGUCCUGUAUGAUGCAUACUACGAGGAACUCGAGCAGUAUGCAAAUCAGCAGCGCGACCAACAACAGCAUCAACGAUUGCAUCCUGAAGAAGCCGCAGCAGCCGCAAGCGAUCAUAUCAGACGAUUACGGCCACAUCAUGGCAAGAUUACCGAAAUGAUUGGCUCAGACGAUGAAGAUUCGUACGACGAUGACGGUCUCGAUUCUGAAGAUCUCGACUCGGAGCGGUCGUAUGAUGAUGAACUCUCUGGCGAUGAAUACAGUGAUGCGUAUGAAGAGGAUCGCGCACCCACCGAAUUUUUCAAAUUUGGCAACUCCUUGACUGUCAAGGGCGGCGUUCUCACCGUUGCUGAUGAUUUACUCAAAAAUGAUGGUAAAAAAUUCAUUGAAAUGAUGGAGCAAUUGGCUGAGCGGCGCAUGCAACGCGAAGAGGAAGCGGCGCUUGAGGCUCAAGAGUAUGACGACGAGGACGAUGAUGAGUAUGACGAUGACAUUGACUCGGAGGACUACGAUGACGAGGAAGAGGAGCAAGAUGCUUUGACUGAAGAGCAACGGAUGGCAGAAGGCCGUCGCAUGUUCCAGAUCUUUGCCGCUCGCAUGUUUGAGCAACGCGUCUUGACUGCGUAUCGCGAGAAGGUUGCACAAGAGCGGCAGGCAAAAUUGCUUGAAGAGCUGGAACUUGAAGAUUCGCGCGAAAAGGAGAGAGAGGCGAAGCGACAAAAGGAUGCUGCAAAGAAGAAGGAAAAGAAGCGCUUGCAACAGCAGAAGAAGGAGGAAGAGCGUGCAAAGAAGGAGGCUGAGCGACUCGCUGAGGAAGCAGCACUCAAGGCUGAAGAGGCGCGAAAGCAAGAAGAAGCUCGCAAACGCAAGGAAGAGCAACGCCUUAAGAAGGAAGCUGAGAAGCGUGCUCUCGAGGUCGAGCGUCUCAAGAAGGAGGAGGAAAAGAAGAAACGCCUGGCAGAGGAAAAGGCUCGCGAACAAAAGAAGCAAGAGCAGUUGGCAAAGGAGAAAAAGGCCAAAGAAGAUGCGGCAAAGCGCGAACGAGAAGCCAAGGAGGCGGCCGCAAGGGAGGCAAAGGCACAAAAGGAGCAUGCCAAGCAACAGCAACAACGGCAAGCUGCACAAGCGCCGGCUCCUCCACAGCAACCAUUACCACCCGUGCAGCGCAAAGUUUCCCCGCCUUCGAAGCAACUCAGUCCGCAUGUCAGCCAGGCAUCUCCGGCGAUCCCAAAGACGCAUACACCACAGCCUCAAGCUGUGCCCGCGCGACGUUCACAGGACUAUUCCCGGCCUGUUGCCUCUCAGCAACAACCGCAGUCUCAUCCGUCUGCAGCUCGCAUCAUUCCAAUGCCAUCUGUGCAGCAACAGCAACAGCAUCAGCAAGCACAACAUCACCAACAGUCUGGGGGCCAUCCGCAACAGCAGAAUCAGCGUACCAUGACAAGUUCAAUUUCUCCACAGCAGUAUGUUGCCCCGGCGGCAGGAUUCCCACGCUCGGUGGGCCACCCGCCAAGCUUGCCCGUACCGCUACCGCCUCCUGGCAUUGGUGGUGUGCAGGGUCAACCACUGCAACAAGCGCACGAUCCGUUCGGAUUCAACGAUCCCCGCUCCAUGCAACAGCCGCCACAACAGCAACUUUUGAAUGGGCGUCCCGGGUCUGGUACUUUGCCUGCACCUCAUCUGUUUUCUGGCACUGCGCCAGCUGGUCUAAUGCAAGGUGGUAUUCAUGCGAUGCGUUUAGCGCCUGGCACAACACCCCAGCAACAACAGCAGCCGCCAAUGAAUUCGAUGGCUGCUCAGCAGCGUUUCGCGCCUCAGCAAGGUUCUGGCUUUUUUGGUCUUGGUGCGAAUACCGGUGCACCUUCAAGAGAGGAUGCAUUGGAGCAUGACUACCGAUUCGACAAUAGCAGUUCUUCGAGUGCGCCCCUUGGUGCAAUUGGACGACCGUCAGGCUUACCGCCGAUGAGACAUCAACCGCCUCAGCGGCAGCAACCUCCCAUGCAGCCGCAACAACAGUCAUCUGUGCAACAGCAACAGCCUCAACCGCCUCUCAAUGCUGCCCCUGGGUCCAGGCCUGCCCCGAUUCAACGACCAGGAAGCGUAACACAGCCGCGCAAUAACCAAUUCGGUUCCGUUCGAGGCGGCGUCGACUCACUUAAUGACGUUAUGGGUUCGCGUGCACUACUUGAAGAUGAUGAUCCUAUUGUGGGGUUGGCAAGUCCAUCCAUGAGCUUCCUUGGCAGCUCUGUCAGCAGUGGAGGCCGGCAAACUUCCUGGGGAGGCUACGAUGUUCAUGGCAUGCAACAACAGCAGCAGCCAAGUCACCAGCAGCAGUCUCAGGGAUUUUUCCACGGGGGAGCGUCCGGGAAUAGUAAUACCUGGUCAUUAAGCGGUGCUCUUGCAACUGGAGGCCCAGAAGACUCGUAUGUGCCUUCAGAAAAGGUGAUUCGCAGCUGCUGUAAGCAAGCGUACCAACGGCUUCGUCAACUGGGCAACCAUAGUCUCGAUGGUUUCAUGCCUCUGCGAGAUGUGGCCGCGCAGUAUCGUGUCCUGUUCUCCGAGCAUGAAGUCGACGAGAGUGACUUGCUCUCUGCAUGUGGUGCGUCGCCUUCAAAUGACAAUGGUCGCGGUUUAUUCCUCGUCAAGCACUCUCCAGCUGGCUAUUUGCUGCGCUAUCAAGAUGAACCUGAUGGAGCGUCGCCUUUUAGUGGCUCUCUCGGCAGCGGGCUCGGUCACAGUCUGAAUUCGCUUGGGGGUGAGCAACAAAAGAUGGCUGACCGCUGGAGUGUAUCGGGCCUUGGUGGCAAUGCGCUCAACGGUAGCGGGGAUCUCACGUCGCCGCCUUUGAUGCAUGCACCUGCAAAGCAAUGGUAG
Molecule: messenger RNA, 3309 nt
Organism: Protomyces lactucae-debilis
Lineage: Eukaryota; Fungi; Ascomycota; Taphrinomycetes; Taphrinales; Protomycetaceae
Product: salt tolerance down-regulator-domain-containing protein
Exons: 2
Coding region: 1-3309 (1102 amino acids)
Source: RefSeq, a predicted model, not a curated record